This is a messenger RNA of Microthlaspi erraticum, 273 nucleotides long. The record is from the annotation of a GenBank genome assembly. NCBI's taxonomy places the organism in Eukaryota, Viridiplantae, Streptophyta, Magnoliopsida, Brassicales, Brassicaceae.
AUGGCAGGCUCUUCUAGUAGAUCCAUGCGACUGUUUGGUGUAACUGUGACGACGGGACCAGAUCCUGAACCAGCACCGCCGUCACCAGUCCCUCAUCCUUAUUCUCUUUGUUAUCCUCUGAGGCUCCCUCAUCGGCAUGGAUGUUCUCUGCUGGGAUGCUUCAUUCCGGUGGAGAACAACAACGCUUACUGCUGUGAAGCCCAUAUCCUCGACAUCGCUUCUCCCGCCGGCUUCCUUCCUUCUUCCUUAGAUAAUACCAAAAUCUUGGAGUGA